AUGCAAAGUUUAGCUGAAAUCAUGCCAAUCACAAUUAAACAAAUUUUUGACGAUCAGGACGAUGAUAAAUAUAAAUAUGGCGUUCAAUGCUCCUUCGUGCCCAAGAAAAUCAUUUAUGAAAACGACACGGUAAUGAACGAUAGUAAUGAUAAAAGCAUUGAUGCAAUUACUACUACUACAGAUAAUAAGACAGCAUUACAUUUACAAUCGAAAUGGAAACCAGUAUUUAGUGUAACUUUGAUCAUAUGGAUAUGCUUAUUUAUAUUCUUUGUGAUUUUGAUUAUUAUAUUCGGAGCAGUAAGUGGAAUCUAUCUACAUCGAACAUUACAAAAUAAUUCUCAAUUACAAGAAAAUAUUCUGGCUAAAAAAGAAAAGUCUAACGAGACAAUACAACGACUGGCCAACGAACUGAAAUAUAUGCAGAAUAUUCCAAAGAUUGCAUUCGAUGCUCAAUGGUCACCGAGUGGUGAGACUGUCGCUGGAGGUAAUGGAAUCGGCAGUGCCACCAAUCAACUACAGUACCCUUGGGGUCUCCUCGUUGAUGAUGAUCAAUCAAUUAUCAUUGCUGACUUCAGGAAUCAUCGUAUCGUUCAAUGGAAGAAAGGUAAUACGACGAAUGGACAAAUUGUUGCUGGUGGCAAAGGAGAAGGAAAUGAAUUGAAUCAAUUGAAUGGCCCAACUGAUGUAUUGAUCGACAAAGAAACGGAUGGUCUCAUUAUUUGCGAUCGAAAUAAUCAACGAGUUGUACGAUGGCUUCAUCGUAUUGGCACAACACAAGGGAAAGUCCUUAUUGACAACAUCAUGUGUAAUGGGUUGGCUAUGGACGAUCUUAGAUAUUUGUACGUCUCUGAUAUCGAAAAACAUGAAGUAAGACGAUAUCAACUGGGUGACAGGAAUGGAACUCUUGUAGCUGGUGGCAAUGGUCAAGGUGCUGAUCUCAAUCAACUGAAUCGCCCUUAUUACAUAUUUGUCGAUCGUCAACAGAAUGUCUACGUGUCAGACAACAACAAUGAUCGUGUAGUGAAAUGGGCUAAAGGUGCAAAAGAUGGCAUUCUUGUAGCUGGAGGUCAAGGCCAAGGAAGUGCUCUUACACAAUUGUUGCAUCCUCUAGGACUCUUCGUCGAUACUUUGGAUACUCUCUAUGUGGCAGACCAAUGGAAUCACCGUGUUAUGCGUUGGCCUCAAGGAGCAAAACAAAUUAUUGUGAUUGUGGGUGGAAAUGGCUCAGGUGCGAGAGAAGAUCAAUUUCACUAUCCUUAUGGUUUGCUCCUCGAUCGAAAUGGCAACCUCUAUGUCGUCGAUCAAUGGAAUCAUCGUGUUCAACGAUUUUCUAUUAUAUAG
This is a messenger RNA of Rotaria socialis, 1341 nucleotides long. Lineage: Eukaryota; Metazoa; Rotifera; Eurotatoria; Philodinida; Philodinidae. The record is from the annotation of a GenBank genome assembly.